Messenger RNA from Cladocopium goreaui, 615 nucleotides. The record is from the annotation of a GenBank genome assembly. NCBI's taxonomy places the organism in Eukaryota, Dinophyceae, Suessiales, Symbiodiniaceae.
AUGCCGCCGAAACGUGUUGCAGUUCCAGCAAAGGACCCGCAGCCAGAUGAAGAAGAGACAGUCGACGAAGAAAUGGCUGAAGGAGAGGUAGAUGAAGACGUAGAUGAACCUGCAAAGCCCGCAAAGAAGGUGGCACUUCCUGCCCGAGGUGCUGUGCUCGCGAAGGCGAAAGCAAAAGGUAAAGCCAAAGCAAAGGCAAAGGCAAAAGCCGCUGCGGCCAAGCCAAAGGCCAAAGCGAAAGCUGGUCCAGCCCGUGGUGUUAUCAAGGCAGCAAUGAAGGCUGAUCCCAAAGCCAAGCCCAAGGCCAUUGCAGCCAAAGAAUUUGCAGAUGUUGCUGCCAAGCUGAAGAAAACCAAAAGCAAGGAAACUGUGGCAGGAGAGGGACAGUGGUACUUCAUGAGUGACUUGCGCAAGAUGAAGGCUGGCGUGGAUGAUGCCAACGCCUGGACCAAGUACGAUGCAAAGAUGAACAAGCAGCUGGAAACUGCUUACAGCAAGGGCUUCAAGCAGUACACCAUGUCGUUUAAGGGCAAGCAGUACAUUGUAAAGUUUAGCUCUAUGAUGCAAUUCCGGGCGGAUGACAAGUCCCUGCAGCGUCCCGUGAAGCGGGAAUGA